GAUCUCCUGACUCACGCAGGAAAAUCUAGAGCCGACAGAAUGGUUGAAUGGACUGAGUUCGAGCGCGCCACCAUUCAGGACAUCUUCGGAAAGAUGGACUAUGAUGACGUGGGUCCUGCUGCUCUUUCCAGGUGCCUGGUUGUCUACCCCUGGACUCAGAGGUACUUCGGCGGCUUUGGAAACCUCUACAACGCCGCUGCCAUCGCUUCAAAUCCGAUGGUGGCAGCUCACGGAAAAGUUGUCCUUCACGGUCUGGACCGGGCUGUGAGGAACAUGGACGACAUCAAAGGGACAUAUGCAGAGCUGAGCGUGCUGCACUCCGAGAAACUGCACGUGGACCCAGACAACUUCAAGCUGCUGGCAGACUGCCUGACCAUCGUGGUUGCCGCUAGGAUGGGUAAAGACUUCACUGGUGAGGUCCAGGCAGCUUUCCAGAAGUUCCUGUCCGUGGUGGUGUCCUCUCUGGGGAGGCAGUACCACUAGAGAGCUGCAACAGAAGAGAAGACCAUCACGUGCUGAUCAUUUGUUGCGAGUUUCUGUCUUGCAUCAUGUCUGAAAUGCAAAUAAAUAAAUAAAAAAGUACGUUCAACACGUUGUUCAUCCGUGAUCAUUACCUAAAUAAAUGUAAACACGAAAAAUAAUGUAUUCAAGAUUUAAAAAAAAACAAAAAACA
This is a messenger RNA of Lates calcarifer (barramundi perch), 673 nucleotides long. Its product is annotated as hemoglobin subunit beta-2. NCBI's taxonomy places the organism in Eukaryota, Metazoa, Chordata, Actinopteri, Centropomidae. Bases 40 to 483 code for a protein of 147 amino acids. The record is from RefSeq and is a predicted model, not a curated record. Gene Ontology annotation, biological process: oxygen transport; hydrogen peroxide catabolic process. Gene Ontology annotation, molecular function: organic acid binding; oxygen carrier activity; peroxidase activity. Gene Ontology annotation, cellular component: blood microparticle; haptoglobin-hemoglobin complex; hemoglobin complex. The transcript is spliced from 3 exons.